AUGUCAAACUUCAAUUUCAACGAGUCGGAUGACGAGAGCUUGUCAGAGUUUGAAAGACUCGAAUCUACGUUGCCGGAGCCACUUAAAAGAUCGGCAUCGUCGCUUUUGCUAACCUUGAACAAUACACAAACGUCUAAUAUGCCAUCGCUCACAGGCAAUUACGGUGGGGCUUCCAGUUAUAUGAAUGAAGGACACCCAUCGGCCAGAGCACCUCCCGUACCUAUUUCGCAUAAGAAUCACUUGAUAAAUAAGUUAUCAAGAAGUGAGGGGAGAGAGUCAUCGCCGGUACCAAUCCCGAGACCUAAGUUUAAUGAGGAAAUCAAUAAGCCCGCAAUGAACACCAGCCAGUCUUCAACCGGGGUUUUGUGGGUAACGGAAAGAGCUGGGGAGUACGGAUUCAAUAACCAGGAUUCGUGGGCCAAUUUAGGGCAAGGUGCGCCUGAACACGGUGAUACGAUCCCUGGGUCUUUCAAGAGACCUACAUCGGUUCCUAUAUCUGAACACAGUAAGGAAUACGCUCCUACAGCAGGUAUUAAGGAAUUACGUCAUGCGGUUGCAAAUUUAUACAACGAAACUUACCGUAAGAACAAACAUUCUAAAUAUACUUACAAAAAUGUAUGUAUUGUUCCAGGUGGUAGAGCUGGUUUGACAAGAAUUGCAUCUAUUAUAAGUGAUUGCUAUUUAUCAUUUUUCUUACCUGACUAUACUGCGUAUGCCGAAAUGUUGUCGUUAUUCAAGAAUUUUUCGCCUAUCCCGGUACCUUUGAAAGAGCUGGAUAACUAUGAAUUCCACUUGGAAAUGAUUAAAAAUGAAUUGAUGAGAGGAGUGAGUGCCUUAUUGACGUCGAAUCCAAGAAACCCUACGGGUAAGUGUAUGUCAAGAGAACAAUUGGCUUCUUUACACAAAUUAUGUGAAGAGAAAUGUUUGUUGAUCAUGGACGAAUUCUAUUCCCACUACUACUAUGAUGAUAAUUGUUCGGGGUCUUCGAUUUCCAGUGCGGAAUUUGUCGAGGAUGUCAAUCGUGAUCCAGUCUUGAUUUUGAAUGGGUUGACUAAGGCGUUCAGAUUACCUGGUUGGAGAAUUUGCUGGAUCUUGGGGCCAGAAGAAUAUAUUAACUCAUUGAGUAGUGCUGGGUCUUUCCUUGAUGGUGGUUCGAAUGCGCCACUCCAGUUCGCUGCUAUUGACUUUUUGGAACCUACUCUCGUUAGAAAUGAGAUGAGGGCCUUGCAAGUACAUUUCAAAAUGAAGAGAGACUACAUUAUUGAAAGAUUAUCAAAAAUGGGUUUUGAAUUCAAUGACAAAAACACCCCAAACUCUACAUUUUAUCUUUGGUUGAAUUUGUCUCAUUUACCAGGAAAGUUGUCAAACUGUUUGGGUUUCUUCCAUGAAUGUUUGCACGAAAAAGUGAUUAUUGUACCAGGUUUUUUCUUUUUAAUUAACCCUCAAAACUUAUCCAAAUUAGAGGAUGUCAUCUGGUACAAUUAUGUGAGAAUCAGUUAUGGCCCUGAAUACAAUCAAUUGGUUAAGGGUAUGGAUGGUAUCGAAAGAAUCUUGAAGAGAUUUAAUUGUCUUCCAUGCGAUGUUUAA
Debaryomyces hansenii CBS767 is the source of this 1587-nucleotide messenger RNA. RefSeq lists its product as uncharacterized. The record is from RefSeq and is a predicted model, not a curated record. The transcript has a single exon. Gene Ontology annotation, molecular function: pyridoxal phosphate binding. The coding region runs from base 1 to 1587 and encodes 528 amino acids. NCBI's taxonomy places the organism in Eukaryota, Fungi, Ascomycota, Pichiomycetes, Serinales, Debaryomycetaceae. Gene Ontology annotation, biological process: biosynthetic process.